ACCUUUAGCUGGACAAGCCGUACGGAUCAUAAUUCAAUGUUUUAUUUCAAACAGAACUGUGACUCCGCGAUAUCAGAAAUAAUCCCUUUAUCUUCCUAAAAAUCAGAGGAAAACACUUUACAUCAAAACUAAGAGUCAAUCUACCGAAUCUUUUUGUUCCCAACUGAGAUAAGUAAAAUGAAAGUUACAGGUAAGAAUUUGCAUUAUAUGUGAAUAUCGUGUUUAAAUGAUAUACUGAUAACGAUUCGUUUUCGUACCUUUUUAGUAUACAUAUAGGCGAUGAAAGUAUAUGUUCAACUUGUUAUGCUAUAGCUGACACGGGAACAACAUUUAUCCAUGGUCCUUCGAUUGAAAUACGCAAAAUUAAUAAAUUUAUUGGUUCUCAAUAUAAUUAUGACAGAGGGCUUUUAAAGAAAAUGUCAAAAAAUCUUCUCGUUGUUGCCGGCCUUGAACUUGGCGGCACUGGAUGUAAGGCUGCAAUAAGCGAUGAAAAUGGAGAAUUCAAUGAAAACGAUCUGUUUCAAAUUCCAACCACGACACCUGAUGAAACCCUUACAAAACUUCAUCAAUGGCUGUUAGCACGACAGAAAGAAAAGCAAUUUUUUGCGUUGGGAAUUGGCUCCUUUGGACCAGUUGAUCUAAACAGGAAAAGCAAAACCUACGGUUAUAUCACUAACACCCCAAAACCAAAUUGGCCACUCACAAAUGUCGUGGGUGUAUUCCGAGAUUUAGGUGUACCGAUUGCUUUUGAUACUGAUGUGAAUGCGCCAGCUCUACACGAAUCACGUUUAGCUGGACCGGAUAUUACAUCAGUGGCUUAUAUUACAGUUGGAACGGGCGGGCACUUGAAAACAUCCCAGUUUGACGGUGAUGACUACAAAGGCAACUGUCCAUUUCACGGAACGUGUGUCGAAGGAAUGAUCAAUGCCCAAUCAAUUGCUGAACGCCUUAAAAUUCCAGCGAGUCAACUAUCGGACGUACCCGAUUCAGAUCCAGUUUGGAAUAUACAAGCCUACUAUCUUGCUCAACUUUGCACAGCUAUUACCUACCUUACAUCAACACAAAGAAUUGUUAUUGGUGGUGGUCUAUCGAAACGACGUAUUUUAUUUAAAUUGGUACGAGAACAUGUUCUGAAAGCGUUAAAUAAUUAUAUUCAACUACCUCAAGUUAGUAAUGAGAAUAUUGAUUCUUACAUUGUUCCACCGCAACGUGGCGAUUACAUCGGAAUUAUUUCAGCUCUGGAGUUAGCACAAACAUUAUCGCAACAGUAG
Molecule: messenger RNA, 1271 nt
Organism: Didymodactylos carnosus
Lineage: Eukaryota; Metazoa; Rotifera; Eurotatoria; Philodinida; Philodinidae
Source: the annotation of a GenBank genome assembly